UGAUGAUGAUGAUGAUGAUGAUGAUGAUGAUGAUGAUGAUGAUGAUGAUGAUGAUGAUGAUGAUGAUGAUGAUGAUGAUGAUGAUGAUGAUGAUGAUGAUGAUGAUGAUGAUGAUAUAAGUGAUGUAAGUGAAGGAAGAUGUUAGUGGUUGCCUAGCACAGGUUUUCUUGAAUGCGCAUGUGGCCUAAUAAACCCAUGCGGUGGGUGAAUGUGCGAGUGCAGUGAGAGAAGUUGAGGCGAACGCCUCUGGUGUACCUUGGUGCUCCAGGCACUGGUUCAUUGGUCUCUGUGUGAUGGGGUCGAGAGUGGCCGACCAGACCGAUGAGUGAGGUGAAUGCGCGGAGACAGCGUGAACACAUUAGAAAGAAGCCGCUGUCAGUCAUGCCAAGGGUAGAGUUAGCUAUUACGUUUGCAACCUCCCAGGUCAGAACUGAUAGGUUGGGGCGCGUCACAGUAACUAUAAUGAGGAAUGCUCUGGUUAGUGACAAAGACGAAUUUCCUGGUGUCGACGUUACUUUCUCUAGUCCCUCUCAUAUGCUCGACUGUCUGAGCCUGUCAACCAGUGGAUGAUGCGGCCGGACACCGUGGCCGACGCGACUUGGGGGCUUCCACCCAAGACGUGCUCCAAUACAAAUGUACUCGCUUGGACUCAGCGCAUCCUGACUCAGCGCCUGACUCCUCAUUUGGUUCAGCGUUUAUGUGGGCCCACAGGCAGCAUGAACACUGGAAAUUCCUACUAGGGCCAAUUCGGCAGUAGUUCCCGCAGUUCCCAACGCUGCCGCGAGGGAAGGCGCGUCUGGAGGUGGACCACACAGAAGGUGGGCUAACUCGUGAAAUGUCAAUCGAAAUUCCGAAAUGUGUCUUCAUUUCGGAAAGAUUAAUUAAGUAGGGUUGUAAAACUAAUUAUCAUCCAGCGUAAUUCCAUGAUAAUUAAGUUAUCUCUGGAUGCAGGCUAUUGAACGAACUUCUUUCCGGCUGCAUGCAAAGACUAUACCCUGUAAAAAAGUGACUACAUUAGUAGCAUGCAUUUUCUAAUCGAUUUUCGAUAACUUAAAAUACUCAAUUCUAUUUCAUAGAAAACAUGCUUAAAAAUAUUCAUUCUUUUACUUACUUGGCAGAAAUUUCCGUCUUUUUUUAAUUUUGUACUUGAGGGAAGGGUAGUAUUUGGUCUUCGACAAGUUUCUAACUAUAAGAUUUUUAUAACCGUUAAAUGCCCUUUCAAAAAACGUUGUGUAUCACAAUUUAGUAAUGUAGCUUUUUAAAUUUACAAUAUGGCCUAAAUCCACUGCCAAAUUUUAAAAAACUCACAUAGUCUCCUCUUAGUGCCAUAGAGAAAUAUAUGGUUUACCGUAUGUGGAAACUAUACGGCUUGUAAUUUGGAGGACCUUAAUACAAGUGUAACGGCAGACGGGUUCGAAAUUAUUCGGGAAUCAUACAAGCUUUCAAAAACCAAGUCAUAACCUUUUUCCAAGUAUAAAAUUUAAAGAAGACGUAAUUUUUUACCAAAUAAGUAAAAGAAUGAAUAUUUUUAUUUAUGCUUUCUGUGAAAUACAAUUAAAUAUUUAAGGACGUCGAAAAUCAGUUUUUACAAAACGUGGUCUUUUUAUGUGAAUGGAUAGAUGUUCGUUCAAAAGCUAACAUCCUGGGACAAUUGAAUUAUUGUAGAAUAAUGAUGCAUGAUGACUGGUUUUACAACCCUACCAAGUUAAUCUUUUUAAAUCGAAAGCGCAUUCCGGAAUUUCGGUUGACAUUUCAUGAGUUAACCCACGUACUGUAUGACCCUAGCAUGUAUCAUCUCGACGGUACAGAACAGAAGUCCCGUCGUUACGUCAGACUCGAACGAAUGUGUGUUGGUCUAAUAAGCGCAGUGGGACAGAAACUGUUUAGCAAAAUUACCUGGAGGGAUUAUUUACACGAAAUGCAAAGGACUGUUCAGGACGGGGGGUGGGAUGCAGUGCGGAUGUGGGGCUUGCUACACAAAUUAGUACAACGAAACACGGUUAGGCACGAUAAUACGAACCUACUGUAUUACUCUUAAUCUUUCAUUAAAUUCCAAAGGAUGUUUGCUGUAGUGGCAUGGUUAGGAGGGUUUGAAUUAGAAUUACAGUUGAUGAACUAACUCAUGAAAUGUCGACCGAAAUUCCGAAAUGCGUUUUCGUUUCGAAAAGAUUAAUUAAGAAGAGUUUUCAAACAGAUCAUCGUACAGCCUAAUUCUAUAAUAAUUAGAUUGUCGCAGGGUACUGGCUGUCGAAGGAAUUUAUUUCCGGCUGCAUGCAAAGGCCAUACUCUAUAAGAACUGCUUACGUAAGUAGGAUGCAUUUCUCUUAUUAAUUUUCAGUGCCCUUAAAAAUUUAAUUAUAUCUCGUAGAAAACGUGCAUAAAAAUGUUCACUCUUUUGCUCAUUCUAUAGAAAACUAAGUCUUCUUUCCAUGUUAUACUCGAAGGAAGGGUAUACUUCGAUUUUCCAAAAACGUUUCCAAGUUCAGAACUAUUUUGAAGUCCACCUGUCGUUACACUUGCAUUCAGGGUUUACAAACUACAGGCUGUAUAUUUUCCGCGCACGGAAAAAAUGUAUUUCUCUACGAUAUUAGGAGGAGACCAUAUGGGGUUCAUAAAAUGCAACAGUGGAUUUGAGCCAUAUUGCUAAAUGCAGAAGCCACAUUGGUAAAUGCAGAGACAUCACGUUUUAUGAAAAGCCAUCCCACGGUAUUAAAAAUCUUACAUUUAGUAUUUUUUUUAAAACCGACAUAUUUCCCUUCUUCAGAAGAAGACAUAGUUGUCUACCGAAUGAGCAAAAGAAUGAAUAUAUUAAUGCACGUUUUCUAUGAAAUAUAAUUAAAUUUUUAGGGACACUGAAAAUCAAUGAGAAAAUUACAUUCAACUUAAGUAAUCACUUCUUACAUAUUAUGGUUUUUACAUGCAGCCGGAAGGAAGUCCUUUCAAAAGCCGGCAUCCUGUGGUAGCCGAAUUGUGAUAGAAUUAUGCUACAUGAUGAGUAGUUUUACAGCCCUACUUAAUCAAUCUUUUCGGACCGAAAACACAUUUCGGAAUUUCGGUCGAAAUUUCAUGAGUUAACCUGCCUACUUUAGGUCUAGGGUUAGGAUGGUUAAGAUUAGAGUUAGGACAAUGGAAUAAGUACUCCUAAAAAUAUAUCACAAUGGGCCAGUAUUCGCGUGUCUGACCAAUAAGACUUAAGACACAGAUUUUUAGGGGGGGGGGCGGAUGUGGCAGUAUUUGCCGCAGGUCAGGAGACAGUCAUCCCGUUCCCAGCCCAAGUGGCACACUUUGUUGCAGCAGCCGGUGGCAGUUGUCCUUGGCCAUUGAGUGCUCGAGCGAAUCAGGGGGAGCUAUAUUAUCUUGAUUGUACUGACAACGCAACUUAGGCGAGUCAUCGUUGGCGCUGCAUUUAUAGACAUGCAAGAAUCGAUUGUGUGCACGGGAGCGGCGAGCAGUGACGAUCGGGGUUGCCUGACUGUUGAGUGUUGCGAAACUUGUUGAAAUAAGCGCCAGGAGCCAGUGUGCCGUAAUAUAAAGAAGGCAACUUGUCGCUAGGAGGAUUUCCGUUGUAGCCACCUACAGGAGAUCCUGUGUCUUCCGCUUUUCAAAAAAAAACAAAUUUAAAGACACCGUUUUUGGCUCCCUUGUGAUGGUCUGUUCAACGCGGCGACAGUAAUAGAACCUCCUCUCGUCAGCUCACUGUUUGCGCCGCGUGUGGGCCAACAAUCGACUGGCCGACGCCCUGACACCGAUUGGCUAAGGCCGGACAUUGCUUAGGCGCACUUACGCACCAUUAGCCGGAAUUAACAACGUCUGACACUGGUUUUGUUGUUAGAACAAUUGCUUCCACUGUCUCCUUCUUGCAUAAGUAAAACCUGUCCGACUAAGUUUGUCUCUCCAACUUCUGAUUUAGGAGCAUUAUCGUUAACCACAAUCGCAUCUCAACACCCUUCUCUAUGGGUCUCUCUCUCUACAUAAGACAGACAUCGUCUCUGAGAACCUUAGCUAUGACUGAGUCGCAUGACACUUACUCUUCUUACAGACAGAACAUCUGCUACAUAUUCGGGCUUCCAAAAAUUAAUAGAGUUCGGCAAAUUAAACCUUUGUAGUUACACCUCUCCGAGACCAGCUGCGAGAGAUGAGUUGCCCAGCACAGAAUAUCAGAGGCAAAUGAAUGUAGGCGUCUGUUUAAGUGAUUUGGAAAGCGAACCAGACGAGGGGAAAUGGUCAGCACAAUGCCACAGGGUAGUGUUAAUGGGCUAUUCUCAGGAAUCCUGCACUGUUCGCAUGACCCCGAUGACGAAGAGUGGCUGGAGGGCUUCUUCGGGAAAUGCAGUCAUUACUUCCGGGGCAUUUCAGUCUCACCGAUGAGAGCUCUCGAUAAAUGACUACUCAGACUUGAAACCAACGGGACGCGAGCCCUGGUCAAAUGCCGGAAUGCUCGACUCGACUGACUAGUGAGCCAACAAGUCGGUUUCAAGCCGCCGUUCUCGGCUAAGGGUAACAUUUCUUCAAUAUGUGCUAAGCUGCCGUGAGCGAACACCUGCGUCUUUUCAACAGAUUCUAAAUUCAACUAGUUCAAUCAAAAAUUUUGACAGGACUCGACCAGGACGCUUCACUGAUUAAAUCUCAGUUGUGCAAUUUCUGCCGAAAAACGCCAUAUACGAAAUGCUUGCAAAGUGACGGCACUUUUUGCAGUUUUCAGAAACCAUCAGCAAUAAAUGGCCAGUAAGCCGGUUAAUUUUAGACGAAGCAGGUGUUUGCGCCGUGACACGUCACAGAGAUGUUGUUGUAAAUUUUACCGAAGCCGAUGUUUACUCUUACGGCAUUUGGGAUGCUUGCAAAGUCACAAGCCUAAAGGUAGUAUUGAAAAGGUAACUCAUAGUAGUUAGGGAUACUUUUUUUCCCGCUGGCGAAAUGCAGACCGAAGGAUCUUCCGUCUGGAUAACACGACGGAUGGACUGAUGCUGGUGUCGUCGUAGUAAUGACCGUUCUCAUCCCUGCAUGGUGUCGGAGUCGGACGGCAAGGUGGCGUUGAGGGUGGGUACCGAUAGCCGUCAAUCGUCGCGUGUUGUCAUUGGUCCUGAGUACUGGAAUUUACCUCCCCCACCACCUAAUACGCCAGUUCCCCGCCUACCGUGCCCGCGGAUCCGUAUCAGUGCAUCCAGGCACUCCACAGGUGGACGAAUCCACCGGAUGACAGACCCAAGAUCUGCCUAGGGCUAUGCACCCGUUCCUCGGUCUAGACUUUAGAAGCCUAUUCAGGUGAUAUCACCAAGUGCUGCAUAUUUGUCCGUCACAAAACUUUGACCCACAAUUCCGAAACAAUAUUUUGGCGAGAAAGUUUAUCCUGGGUGGGAUUGCGCGAUUAACUAACAUAUAACAUCCUAUGAUACUUCAGUCACUCCAAGCUGCCCGGUUUUUAAUGCGCAUUCUUCCAAUAGCUUGAAGAAAGAACACAUUUUUAAAAACGAUUAGUUAAUAAUUCUGUGUUUUUUGUACUGACGUUCUAUUUCCCUAUAAAUCCAAAUAUAAUCUAAAUCGAACCUGGUAAGGGGAAUCUAGAUGCUCGCUGUAAUUAAAGCAUUGAGCACUUUACCUAUUCGCAUAAGCCUUUGUGAAAAUUUUCUUCUCUGUGGAGAUUAUGGUUUUGUAUGAUUUGAUUAUGCAGAAUGUUUAUAAACUUGAAUGGAAAUCUACAUUACCUUGCAAUGAAAUGUUAAACGAAAUUCCAAAAUAUGUCUUUAGUUCGAAAUAUUUACUUAAAUAUUGUUGUACUAAUAAUCUCCGCGCAUCAUUAUCCUAAGAUUUUUCACUCACAACAGGAUGUCGGCUUUUUGGCCGUCUAAAAUGGCCACAUCGCAAACAGUGACUGCUUAAGUGGCCUUACGAAUUCCCAUUAAUUUUCGAUGUCCCCGUAAAUUUAAUUAUAUUUUACAAAAAAAUGCUCAUUAAUAAUCCAUCUUAUGCUCAUUUGAUAGUAAUUGGCGUCUUCAAACCGUCAAAUUUAAAAACACUUUCUUCUCGGUCUUAAAAAGUAUAAAAUUAUGAAAUUUCCAGUCAUAAACCCCACAUCGGCACUUUUACUAAAGCUACUUGUAAGGUAUACAGCCAUGUCCGCAUUUAUUGCACAAUUUUAUAAGCGCUUUAUGAGCUAUUCCUAACAGCGUCGAGAACUAUGUGAUACGCCUUGGACAGAAUAUGUAAAGCAUAUUGUUCGGAAACUCUGAAUGUAAGCGUAGCGGCGGUUGAUAUAUAAAGUUAUUUUGGAAAGUGAAAAAAAUAUUCAAAAAGCGAACGAUACUUUUUGAGUAAAAAAUUGAAGAAGGUGUAAUUUCCCAAAAAAUGAAUACAUGAAAUUAUGUUAUGUUUAUAUAACAUAUAAAAAUAGAAAGCAAGCAAAUACAAAGAAUAUGCAUGUGCGCGUGGUUGCCUGGUAACCGCGCCCUAUAAAUACUGCGCCUCUUGUGCUCUUAUUCCCCCUUUUCUGCGACUGUCUCUGAGAGGUGCGAUACUGUUGGACAAGCUGAAUUUUUGAGGAUAUUAACUUCAAGUAUGUGUACAGUUGGCAUUCUAAGAUGUUGUUGUGCUUGUGUUUUUAUAUUUACAGUUUUCUUAUAUUAAAACGAGGGUCAGAUCAGAGGCCGGAGGGCGUUAUUGAGAUGUACAUCCACAUCGAAUAUAAAAAGUGGACGGUGACCGGACGGCACGCCUAGGCGGAAGCUCGCGCCGCGCCACCUGCCUGCAUCCUCUACCACUCCGGUCUUCUUCACAUUGUUAUGACACUGGGCUUAGAUGGGAUGGGAGGAGGAAGUGGAGGAGGAGGAGGAGGAGGAGGAGGUGGAGGAGGAGAGUACGACAGAUGCUUCGCAAGUUCGCUAUCACUGCAAACUAACUCACUCGCAAGUCACCGUUCCUGAACCCACCCGGUUGUGCGGUACACGUUGGCCAUGGUCGGAAACGACGACCGAAAUGUCAAACAUUCUUUAUUUACUUAGAAAAAUUGCUUUUUCUCAUUCGAAAUUAUUUUCAGCGUUUCCGCUCUAUCAGCUUUUCUAAACAACGUGAUAUUAACUUCACUAUUUCCGCCGAUUUUUAAUAUCACUCCGAGUUGUGUAUUAAAUAAUUGGAAAGUUUAGCCGAUAUAUUUGGACCGGAUUCUGGGUAAACUAAGCACAUUUUAUGCAUUAUGUCACAUAAGGCGCAUAAACAGAUUCUCCCUUUUAUGCAUUUGUUAGAAAACGAAAAUGUUACCUUCAAAAAAUUUGGAAAAUCUCUAAAUAUAUUUGAACACAAUCUGCCGAUUAGCUAGCGUCUAGUGCUUCCAAACUACUAACUGCGCAUUUAAGCAAAAGCGCUUAUUCCAAUAUUGCUAUUAGCGUGCCAUUUAGUGCUCAAAAAUGCUAUAAUACAGUAGGUGGGCUAACUCAUAAAAUGUCCACAGAAAUUAUGAAAUGCGUUUUCGUUUCGAAAAGAUUAGUUAAGUAGGGUUGUAAAACUUGUCAACCUGCAACAUACUUCUAUAAUAUUUCGGUUACUUCAGGAUGCCAGCUUUCAGAUGAACUUCCUUUGGACAACAUGCAUAAAUUAGACUCUGCAAAAAAUAACAACAUAAUUAGCAUGUAUUUUUCUCAUUGAUAUUCAAAGCAUCUAAAUGUCCGCUUAUAUUUUAUGGAAAACAUGCAUAAAAAUAUUCAUUCUUACGCUCAUUUGGUAAGAAACUACAUCUUCUUCCAAUCUUUUACUCGAUGGAAGGUUACAAUGCGGUUUUCAAAAACUUUUCCGAUUACCGAAUAAUUGUGAACCCGCCGGGCCUUACACUUGGAUUCAGGGUCUCCAAACUACAAGCCGUAUAUUUUCCGCCUACGGAAAACCACACAGUCCUCUACGGUAGUAAAGGAGGACCAUGCAGGGAUCAUAAAAUUAAGCAGUGGAUUUGAUCUAUAUUGUUAACUUUACAAGUUACAUUGGUAAAUGCAGAGACAUGACGAUUUACGAACGGCCAUUUCAUGGUAUUUAAAAGUCCCGCAAUUAGACACUUGUUGAAAACCGAAUUAUGUCCUUCCUUCGAGUAUAAAAUUAGAAGGAGACGCAAUUAUCUACCGAAUGAACAAAAGAAGGAAUAUUUUAUGCAUGUUAAGCAUGAAAUAAAAUCGGACUUUUAGAACAUCGAAAAUCGAUGGGAAAAAUUCGUGCUAAUUAAGUUGUCACUUUUUGCAGUGUUGUUUUUGCAUGCAGCCGGAUGGAAGUUCAUCCGAAAGCCGGCAUCCUGGGGUAACUGAAUUGUUGUAGACUUAUACUGCAGGCUGACUAGUUUUACAACCCUGCUUAAUUAAUCUUUUCGAAAUGAAAACACAUUUCGCAAUUUUGAUUGACAUUUCAUGAGUUAGCCCACCUACUGUACAUACAAAUCGUACUGCAUAAUUCAAGAGGAACAUUGGGAAAUGGUCAAAUACAAUUCUAUCUGAACAGACAGUUCGCGGCAAAAUGGCAGCUCGGUCGUUGUUUCCGAUUAUGUCCACCGUGUGCUCCACGGCGGGAUGGGAGCCGUGACAGGAACUUGCGCGUAAGUUCAUUUAUAAUGAUAGUAUACUUGCAAAGCAUCUACCACACUCUUUCUUCUUCCCCCACCUAGGCCGGGUGUUGUAACAAAAUCAAGAAGACCAGAGUCGGAGAAGAGCGCAGAUGGAUGAAACAGCGAGAAGCCGCACCUAGGUGUAUCACAACACCCUCUACUCCAUAAAAUGCACUGAUCAGAAUUUCGUAAAUUCAGAAGAAAAGGCGGUGAGCAAACGUUGCUUUCAAUAACUUCUCGUCAGACCACUACAGUUAUAUAGAACGGGGUACAAUGAACGAAAAAAUCGAUAACAGUUAGUUUUUAAAAUUCAGGCUAGGCAAGAGCCGAAGGGCGCAGAAUGUUGUAUGUAGGUGGUCAACUUUUGACCACGGUAAGCGCGGGGCCUGAACGAGGUUCUUCUGGGCGCACGGGGUCGGUUUUCGCAACCUGAUGGCGGCCGCUUCUGUUGUUUCUAACAGGCGCUGGCCCAGUAGCUUAGGGUAGCUCGUGGGGACCUUAUAUAUUACACGAAAUGCUUCAGUGGGGUCCACACGAUGCCCUGAGACCACUGAAUGCGCAAGGAUGGCGCUGGCUAUUCUCAUAAUUUCGCCUUUUGCUAGCCAUACGGGAAGGUGCUCUCGUAUUAUUUUGGAAAGGCACCGACUUGUACGACCAAUAUAACCUGUUCCACAGGAGCAAGUGAAUGAGUAGGUGCACAUUGAGGCGGUCUGAGGUGGCAGCCUAUCCUUGCCUUCUCCGCGUAAAAUACGGUUAGUGGAGAAUGAUAUGCGAACGCUUGCUGCUGGAAAGGUUCCCGAGACAACUUAGUUAAGGCGGCUUAUUAGGAGUUCAUUUGCAGCGUCUCCCUGGAAAGGGACUUUCGUAAAUCAAGAAAACGUAUGACGAUAGCAGAAAUCCAAACUGGCGUGGCGUGGACCUGUACCUGGGUCUGCCACCACCCGCUCAAUGCUGCCAGUUGUCAUGGGUGCGUAUUCCCAAUAAGGCCUGCCUCACCCCAACCCGGGUUAGUCCAGCGCAUCUACCGCGUAGCCCGUUUUAGGGGGCUAUCAAGACAGAAAGUCAUUACCGACAAAGACAGGGGAGACUUGGACGGCCACUGCUGGCCUAUUAACCGUCACCAGGCUGUCAUACCCAACCCCGAGGCUCGAACUCGUGGUCGGAAGUCCACUGCCAAAUCCAUUGAGCCACAGGGUCUCGUUGUCCUGUCGACUGCUAUCAAGUAUAUUAAGAAUGGUAGAGGGGCGCUCACCGAUGAUUUUUACGCAACCCGCUCGUUCCGUUGUGCCUUAGGGCUCGCUCUCGAGCCCAACCAGCAGCCUUAUGGCGGCGCCUACCAUACGCUUGGAGUAGAACCCCAUCUUGCAAUGGACAUAAUACAGUGA
This is a messenger RNA of Spirometra erinaceieuropaei, 9957 nucleotides long. The record is from the annotation of a GenBank genome assembly. Lineage: Eukaryota; Metazoa; Platyhelminthes; Cestoda; Diphyllobothriidea; Diphyllobothriidae.